Trichomonas vaginalis G3 is the source of this 361-nucleotide messenger RNA. RefSeq lists its product as uncharacterized. The annotation marks the transcript as partial. The transcript has a single exon. The record is from RefSeq and is a predicted model, not a curated record. NCBI's taxonomy places the organism in Eukaryota, Parabasalia, Trichomonadida, Trichomonadidae.
AUGAAGCAUUUAAUACAUGACGUAGAUGAAGACAUGAAUGAAAGCAGUGAAAAGCUCAACAGUUCUCUCAUUCUUCCUUUCAGUAAGGACUAUGAGUUCUGUUCAAAUGGUGUGUAUUUCUAUUGUGGAAAGAUGGGUUCAGGUAAGACAUUCAACCUCAUUCGUCAUAUACUCAUAACAGAGCGUUUAGGAAACGACUCUUACUAUGACCAAAUCAUUAUAUCAGCAACUUCAGACUCUAUGGAUUCAACAGCGAAAACAUUUAUGUCAAAAGUUCAAGCCUCUGUCGUUAAAGUUCCAGACAGUGAACUCAUUGAAUUUCUUCAACGUUACAUUCGACGUAAGAGAAAAUAUUAUGCUA